AUGUCCGAAAAAAUAAACGAGCUAAUUAAUAUUAAUAAGCUAUUGUUGUCGCGCGUUGAAGGUAAACAUGUAAUAGCACCAGCUGAUUCAAUUGUAGCAGGUCCUAACAAUAAAGCAAAUAUAAUUCCAAUAAACUUUGAUAAUCCUAAUCUCCCAUGGGGUGAUAAAUCGAGUGAGUUAGAUGACAGUGGAUUUACAGUUGUGCAGCGUCAAGUGAAGCAUCCGCGAACACCAACUGAAGUUUCGAAACUGCCUACUUUGCCCAAAGUUAUUAAGGGCAAAUGUUCUAAAGAUAAUGAACAUAUCCAAGCCAAUAAAAAGCUCAUAAAAAAAGCGGUUUACCACGUUGGAAACUUGAAAAAGUGUAGCAAACAGCGUAUAAUUGAUUUUUUGCUCAAGCACAACGUCAACACUCUGGGCUGCUUUCCGUUAUUUAAAAAGUCAGCUGAUGUCCUAAACCCACCGAAACCCACAGAAGAUUCUGAAUCUACUUCAUUCAAAAUAAUUAUAAACGUUGAUGUCGAGGAGAAAUUUUGUGAUCCUGAAAUCUGGCCGGAAGGCACGUUAAUUAGUAGAUGGGUGUUUUCGGAUCGCCCUCAACAAAACAGUUUGCGCUCGACUGUUGAAAACAGGACAGUUAUCGGCGACAUUAGUACACUUCCAAGCAAACUCAAUGAAAGUGAUGAUUCUGUUGAUAAUGUGAUCAAUACAAAUAAACCGAACAAUGGAUAG
Molecule: messenger RNA, 732 nt
Organism: Helobdella robusta
Lineage: Eukaryota; Metazoa; Annelida; Clitellata; Rhynchobdellida; Glossiphoniidae
Exons: 2
Coding region: 1-732 (243 amino acids)
Source: RefSeq, a predicted model, not a curated record